Molecule: messenger RNA, 1896 nt
Organism: Octodon degus (degu)
Lineage: Eukaryota; Metazoa; Chordata; Mammalia; Rodentia; Octodontidae
Gene: Mypop
Product: Myb related transcription factor, partner of profilin
Exons: 3
Coding region: 126-1310 (394 amino acids)
Biological process (GO): regulation of transcription by RNA polymerase II
Cellular component (GO): nucleus
Molecular function (GO): RNA polymerase II cis-regulatory region sequence-specific DNA binding; DNA-binding transcription factor activity, RNA polymerase II-specific
Source: RefSeq, a predicted model, not a curated record
GGGCGGAGGGAGGGAAGAGGCCGCAGAAGCCAGAGCCCUGACCCACCGGCUGGCUGGGGCUGCGGCGGCUCCGCGCCGGCGCCCCCCAUGCGGCAGGCUGCCGGACGGCGUCGUCGGGGGGCGCCAUGGCCUCCGCGGCGGCGGGCGAAGCGGAGGAGACCACCCGGCUGCGCAAACCGCGCUUCUCGUUCGAGGAGAACCAGAUCCUGAUCCGGGAGGUGCGCGCCCACUACCCGCAGCUCUACGGCGCGCAGAGCCGUCGGGUGAGCGUGGCCGAGCGUCGGCGCGUGUGGGACGGCAUAGCCGCCAAGAUCAAUGGCAUCACCAGCUGGAAGCGCACUGGCCAGGAGGUGCAGAAGCGCUGGAAUGACUUCAAGCGCCGCACCAAGGAAAAGCUGGCCCGCGUGCCGCACUCCACGCAGGGUGCAGGCCCGGCCGCCGAGGACGCCUUCUCCGCGGAGGAGGAGACCAUUUUCGCCAUCCUGGGGCCCGGUGUGGCGGGGACGGGGCCUGGUGCUGGGGCGGAGGAGCCACCUGCAGCUGCCUCCUCGCAGCCACCGGCCCCAAGCGCCUGUGCCCAGCGCUGUGUGUUGUCAGAGGAGCGCAGGGAAGACCGAAGGGCAGAUACACCUGCCCACAGCAAGGGGGGCUCCAGCAGCCCGGAGCCUUGGGUCCGGCCCUCCUGCAAUCCCCAGGAAGGGGGCUGCCCACCAUCCAAGGAGCGUGAGUCCCCACCCCCUCCAGCCUCGCAGACUGUCCAACUACCCCGCCUGGCCUUGUCUCCACCGCCCUCCGUCCCUCCUCCGCCACCCCAGCCACCGGCACAGGUGGCACCCACGUCCCCCAGCCCCCCACCAGCUCCUCCUGGGCCUCCGUCCAUGCCUUCGGCCCCAGACCCCUCCCUGGACUUCCUGCGAGCCCAGCAGGAGACUGCCAACGCCAUCCGGGAGCUGGCUGGCACCCUUCGGCAGGGAUUGGCCAAACUGAGCGAGGCCCUCAGUGCCCUGCUGCCCCUUCUGCCAGGAACCCCAGUCGACCCGCUGCCGCCCCCACCUCCACCCCCACCUCCCCGGCCAGUCUUGCCUCCACCUGCCCCCAAGGUGGAGGUCUCCCCAGAACCUGUCUCCGUGGUGGCUACUGUCGUGGAUGGGGCUGUGGUGGCCUCCAGGGGGGUGAUCAUCGCCCCUCAGAGUGCAGAGGGGGCACCCCGGCCACCCCCAGCCCCACUCCCUCUACACGACUCACCCCCACACAAGAGGAGAAAAGGGUUCCCUACGCGGAAGAGGAGGGGCCGAUGGAAAGCUCCGUGAAAUCUCUGCGCGCUCCUUCUGCCUGCACCCCUACUCCCUGCUUGGCGCAGACAAGGGGGGGGCGAUGCUCCUUGCCAUCCCAGUUGCUCCCUGGCUCCCCGCUCCAGGGAGUGAGCGCCCCACUCCCUGUGCUAGUUAGUGCCUGAUUCUCUGGGGGGUUCUUGAUGGGCUCCCCCAGCCCCUUUCUCUGGUACAGUGCUGUCUGCCUGGCUGCCUCCCUUCACCUUGACUUCUAAGCCAUCAUUUUUACCUUAUGUAUUAUAUUGCCCUUUGUGGGGUGGGGAGGGAACCUCUCGGGUCUGCACACACCCCACCCCUAACAAUUCCUGUUCUUGACUUGAAGAGAAUUGACCUGUGGAGGCCAAUUCUCCCCAACCCAGACUUUGGAGGGGUUGGGAGUUGCUAGACAAAUCAGAAUGUGGGUGACAAAGAGGAUACACCUGUCUGUACACUAGGGAGAGGGGUAGAGUUCUGCCUGGGGGGAUGGGUUGGGCCCUCUGCCUUCCAUCGCCAUCUCUAACCUCUCGAGCUCAGCCCCCUCCUUUCUCCUCAGUGGUGACAAGAUACCAAUAAACUUAUUUUUCAU